CACAUUCGUGCAGCAAAAUGGCGGACCGCCAGGGCAAAAGCGGCUCCAAAAAUAAGGAGUCAGGAAUAAAAGGAUUUGAGUUGAAUCCAGGAAAAAAGAUUAUGUCUAAGAAAGAACAAGAGGAACUUAAGAAAAAGCAGGAUGAAGAAGCAGCAGCUAUGGUAUAUGAAGAAUUUGUUGCCUCUUUUGAAGACUCUCAAAAGCUGGCUAAAGCUUGGGUCAAAGGAGGCGUGGUUAAUCCAGGAGAAAAGUCAAAAGAAGAGGCCAGAGAGGAGAAAAGUCGUCUCUAUCGUCCAACCUCCAAAGUGUCAGAAGUCUCAUCCUCCCAUUCCACCAAAGAAGCAAAGAAGGAAGAGAGAGUGCGCGAGCGAGAGUCCAGAUUUGAACCAAGAUCAAGUUCAUCAUCAUCAUCAUCAUCAAAGAAAAAGAAAGAUGAGAAGAAGAAAAGCAAUUUGGAACUGUUCAAAGAAGAACUUAAAUUAAUUCAAGAAGAACGUCAGGAACGACACAAAUUGAAAAGAAAUAUCAGGGAUGAAGGAGAAGUGGAACCCCCUCCUCCUGUAGAGCCUAGACCUUCACGGCUGGGAUUGGAUUUCCUAGACAUGAGCGUCCCUUUCAGCAGAGGUUCAGCACCAGUAGAUCCUGGAGAUGAAAACACUACUAACAUUUAUGUUGGCAACAUUAAUCCAAAGAUGACAGAACAACAGCUUUGUGAGGUCUUUGGGAAGUAUGGUCCUCUGGCCAGCAUCAAGAUCAUGUGGCCACGUACAGACGAAGAGCGAUCAAGGGGGAGGAACUGUGGUUUUGUGGCAUUCAUGAAUCGCAAGGAUGGUGAAAGAGCCAUGAAUAUGUUAAGAGGCAAGGAAGUACAGGGAUUUGAAAUGAAGCUAGGAUGGGGUAAGGCUGUUCCCAUUCCUGCCCAUCCAAUCUACAUUCCACCUGCCCUUGCUGAGCUCACGCAGCCUCCUCCCCCUUCUGGACUGCCUUUCAAUGCGCAGCCCCAGAAAAAGCGGAAGGCUGACCGGGAUAGAAACAGCUAUGGUGGCAUACCACUGCCAGGUCAGUUGUCCGGAGUUGACAGCAUCUCAAGAGGAACAGACGAACCAGAGGAAGCGGAAAAGACCUUAACCAAUGCAGUUGUCAAAGUGGUUAUCCCAACAGAAAGAACACAACUAUGUCUCAUCCAUCGAAUGAUCGAAUUUGUCGUUCGAGAGGGUCCAAUGUUUGAAGCAAUGAUUAUGAAUAGAGAAUUGAAUAAUCCACAAUACAGAUUCCUGUUUGAGAAUCAGAGCCCUAACCAUAUAUACUACAGAUGGAAACUCUUCAGUAUACUUCAGGGCGAUUCUCCUUAUAAAUGGAGAACAGAAGAAUUUCGUAUGUUCAAAGGUGGGUCAUUAUGGCGACCCCCGCCCAUUAACCCUUAUACACAGGGCAUGCCAGAUGAACUUAUCAACAAGGAGGUGGAGGACACCCAUAGCCUUCCUCCCAGCUUGAGCAAAAAGGGCUCUCUUACAGACAGUCAGCGAGAUAGGCUGGAAGACAUGCUUAGAGAAUUAACCCCAGAAAGAUUGAAGGUUGGAGAGGUUAUGGUUUGGUGUCUUGACCAUGCAGAAGCAGCAGAAGAGAUUGUGGAAUGUAUCAGUGAAGCUCUGUCUAUCCUUCAGACGCCAUUGCCUAAAAAGAUUGCCCGUCUUUACCUCGUGUCUGACAUUCUGUACAACAGCAGUGCUAAAGUUCCUAAUGCCUCUUUCUUCAGAAAGUGCUUCCAAAUCAAGUUGUCUGACAUUUUCAAGGAUAUUCAUGAGACUUAUGAAAAGAUUGAUGGACGACUUAAAGCUGAACAGUUCAAGCAAAAGGUUAUGGCUUGUUUCCGAGCAUGGGAAGACUGGGCGAUCUAUCCUAAUGACUUCCUCAUCAACCUGCAAAAUAUUUUUCUUGGACUUGUCUUUUCCAAAAUCAGAUCACAGUUGCAUCCUUUUCCGAAGAUUGAAGAAAGGUCGCCAGAGUAUAAAGCAACACCAAAGUCUGAGGAUUUAGAUGGGGCCCCCAUUGAAGAUCUUGAUGGAACCCCAUUGGCUCUGGAUCCAGCAAUAACAUUUGGGAAGUCAGUUUCAGAAGACAUCGAUGGAGAUGCCCUGUCUGAGGAUCUUGAUGGCUUGCCAUUGGCUCAGUCAAAUGAAGACUUAGAUGGACGACCAAUUGGCGAGCUGCCCAAACCAGCUGCUGUUCCUGCCUUUACUCGCUCCAAGUGGGAAUCUGUUGAUGAGACAGAGCUUGAGGCACAAGCUAUGACUACAUCAAAGUGGGAUUUGCUUGAGCAAGAGAGCGAUACAGAGAAAGAGGUUGCUGCCAAGGACAUUGAUGAGGAUAUUGAUGGAGCACCACUGGUAGAAGAACCAGCUUCAUUGCCCAGUGAAUCCAGUGAUGAAGACAGUGAGGAUGGCAGCAACUCUCAGCGACAGCAGAUGUCUGAAGAGCGACGGGCCAAGCUGCGAGAAAUCGAGAUGAAGGUUGUAAAGUAUCAAGAUGACCUUGAGAUGGGACGAAGAUCUCGAAAAUCUCACAUGUCCAUUUCUGAGCAAGUUGCUUACUACAGGAAGAAGCUUUUGUCAAAGGAGGAGAGCUUGGAUGGUAUUGAUUCACCUAAUUCUCGUGAGGGACGCAAACGCCACAGGUCCAGGUCACCAGCUACACCUGUGCAGUCCAGAUCGGUGUCUCCAAAGCGUUCAAAGAAAAAUAAAAGCCCAAAGCGUUCAAAGAAGUCCAGGUCAAGGUCACGAUCACCACGGGGGAAGUCUCCACACAGCCCCAGUCGCUACAGGCACAAACACAAGAGCCGCAAACACCGAGACUGAAUAACAAGUUUAUUGCUAUACAGGUCUCAGAUAACAGAGUGAAUGUUGUUUCUCACUUGAAGAGAAAUAUUUGUUUUAACUCCCGAGCACAGUUAUUAAUCAUCAGAACAUUUCACCAUCAGGUGUAACAUGAAGUGGAGAACAGAAAUAUGUGAUGGUGUGUAUUUGUGUAUAUGUGUACAUGCAAGCGCACAUCUUAAAAUGUAAGAGAAAGCAGUGUGUACAUGGACAUAUAUGGACAGGAGUGAAUAGCUGUAUACUAUGAGUGUGCAUGUUUUGGAAAGCUAAAUAGUGUUUGUGUUUUUGAGAGAGAGAAAGAGAGGAGAGUAGAUGUGGUUGUAUGCAAAAUAUCCUUUUCACCUUACUUGUUCACAGUCCCAAGACAUAAGGACUAGUGUUACACAUUUGUUCAGGUGUGUGUUGGCUGCAGCUACUCCACUUUCUGGUAUUAUAUAAUUUCUUGAACGCAUUGUUAAAAAGCUCAGUUAUGUCCAGUCCUGGCAAAGGUGUGUACUUACGACAUACCAAACACAUUUCAAACAUAAUUUCAAAAAAAAAAAAGUGAGGAAAUUUGCUCAAAAAGGACAGUUUGUUAAUGUUGAUAAAUAUCGGCCUUGCUCCACUGCUACUAUGUUGCUUGUGUUUGGGUUAGCUACGACAGAUUAAAGUCUAUGUUAUACCAUUUGAGCUUACUACAUUGAUUUUGCUCAGAUGGCAUACCUAAUUCCAAAACCCAGAUUAAUGAUGACAUCUGUUACGGGCAGAAGGGCUCUUACCCAAGCAGUGCAAGGAUAAAUGAAGUCUUUUCUGCAUGAAGUGGAAUACAGUGCUGUGCGAUUGAACAGUUAUAGAGUCCAUCAGUUACUGUUAGCAUAUACAGGGUUGAAUGCAGACCUUACCCCCACCCCCCAACUCCCGCUAUCCCAUGGUGUCUGUAGAUUGAGUGAACCAUGUGAGAAUAGGCCAGAGCUGGUCGCCACCUAUGUGGUCCACCCUUUUUAGAAACAUGUUUGCCAUAUUCAAAUGUGAAAAAAAAAGACUUUGGGGAAAGAGGAGAGAUUACUGUAAACAAUUGAGAAUGAUAAGUGGCAUAAGUUGGUUUUCCUGCUGCCUGAACAGGCUGCUUUUCGCCUGUAUAAACAAAUGUAAAACAAAAUUAUUCGCUUUGGUUUUUUUAAUAUUUUUUUUUUGUAAGUUAAAAACUGCUUUUGUUUUUUUCUUGGUAAUGUUUCUGAACCAUUACAUCUUGUUUUCUGGAAUGUAAAGAAUGUAUGGUUGUGUGCAUAAAUGCAUGUGUGCCAGAGCAGUUGUCUCCCAAGGAGCAUGAUGGUCAUUUCACAAAUCAGUUACCAUAAAAAAAUCAAUAAAGAUGUUUACAAGUUAAA
Messenger RNA from Pomacea canaliculata, 4240 nucleotides. Its product is annotated as U2 snRNP-associated SURP motif-containing protein-like. The record is from RefSeq and is a predicted model, not a curated record. NCBI's taxonomy places the organism in Eukaryota, Metazoa, Mollusca, Gastropoda, Architaenioglossa, Ampullariidae. The transcript is spliced from 24 exons. Gene Ontology annotation, molecular function: RNA binding. The coding region runs from base 18 to 2855 and encodes 945 amino acids. Gene Ontology annotation, cellular component: nucleus. Gene Ontology annotation, biological process: RNA processing.